AUGGACGGACGAUACCACUGCCCCGUGAAGGACGCGCAGCGCCUGGGCCUCGACGACCCGCGCGCGAAGAAGGCGCACCCGGACGCGGGCGGCUCCGCGGCGUCGUUCCGCGGCGUCGCGGACGCGCACGAGCGCCUGCUGGCGUUCCGGAGCGAGCGCGCGGCCGGCGCGCUCCGCGAGCGGCGGUUCCAGAGCAAGUACCACGCCAAGUCGGACUUCGCGGACCGCAUCACGCACGUCCUCAGCCGGCCGCUCGGCAACCUCGUCAGCACGCAGACGAAGCUCCGGUUCCGCCUCGGCGCGUUCGCCGUCCUCAUGGCCUACGUUUCCUUCAAGAUGCGGCUCAUCCCGAAACCCACCGACGGCGCCGCCAUGGAGAAGCAGAUCGACGAGAUCGCGAAUCCGCUCCUGCAGUCGCCGCUGCAGCAGGCCGUGGACCGCGGCGCUGCUCCGAACGUCGUCGCCGAGCGCUACGACGCGAGCCUCAUCCCCCAGGGCCAGCCGCUCUUGAGCAAGGCCCUCGGCUGCCUGUGCCUGCCGUGCACGUGCCUCGGGUCCUGGGUGCUCGUGAACCCCAAGGAGGAGCUCGUGAGCAUCCACUUCGGCGAGUUCUCGGGCGUCGUCAACGAGCCGGGGCUGCACUACGUCAACAUGUGGGGCCGCGAGCUCCGCAAAAUCUCAACGGCGCAGCAGAACCUCGAGGUGCCCGGCGAGAAGGUGCUCGACGCCAUGGGCUGCCCCCUCGUCGCGUCGGCCGUCGUCACGUUCCGGUUCUCGGCGCCGGCGAACACGCUCCUCAACACGGCGAACCCCUACGGGUACGUCGCGACGCAGGCCAAGGCGACGCUGAAGCAGGUCUGCGCGCGCUACCCCUACGACUCGCACACGCUCGACGGCAGCUCGAGCGGGCCGUCGCUCCGCGGCGAGUGCGCCGCCGUCGAGGCCGAGAUGGUCGCCGCGCUCCAGGACCGCGUCCGCUGCGCGGGCGCGACGGUGCUCACGAUGACGCUGUCGGAGCUCAACUACGCGCCGGAGAUCGCCGGCGCCAUGCUCAAGCGCCAGGAGGCCAUCGCCAUGCUCGGCGCGCGGCAGACCGUCGUCGACGGCGCCUACAAGAUCGCCCAGAAGACCAUCGCGCGCGCCGAGGCCGACGGCGUCGCGUUCAUGGAGGGCCAGAAGGCGAGCCUCGUGUCGAACCUCGUCAUCACCGCCGCCUCGGAGGUCCGCGUCCAGCCGACGCUCCCGCUGGCCUAA
Aureococcus anophagefferens is the source of this 1254-nucleotide messenger RNA. RefSeq lists its product as hypothetical. NCBI's taxonomy places the organism in Eukaryota, Pelagophyceae, Pelagomonadales, Pelagomonadaceae. Bases 1 to 1254 code for a protein of 417 amino acids. The transcript has 4 exons. The record is from RefSeq and is a predicted model, not a curated record.